Messenger RNA from Octodon degus (degu), 420 nucleotides. Its product is annotated as 40S ribosomal protein S26-like. Gene Ontology annotation, biological process: translation. Bases 1 to 399 code for a protein of 132 amino acids. Lineage: Eukaryota; Metazoa; Chordata; Mammalia; Rodentia; Octodontidae. The record is from RefSeq and is a predicted model, not a curated record. Gene Ontology annotation, molecular function: structural constituent of ribosome; mRNA binding. Gene Ontology annotation, cellular component: ribosome; cytosolic small ribosomal subunit. The transcript has a single exon.
AUGACGAAAAAAAGAAGGAACAACGGUCAUGCCAACAAGGGCCGCGGUCAUGUGCAGCCUAUUCGCUGCACGAACUUCGCCGGGUUUGUACCCAGGGAUAAGGCCAUUAAGAAGUUUGCCAUUCGGAACACAGUGGAGGCCGCCGCCGUCAGGGACAUUUCCGAAGCGAGUGUCUUCGACAGUUGUGUGCUUCCCAAGCGGUAUGUGGAGCUGCACUACUGUGUGAGUUGUGCCAGUCACAGCAAGGUGGUCAGAGAUCGACCUCGUGAAGCCUGCAAGGACCGAACUCCUCCAUCCCGACUUAGACCUGCUGCUGCUGCCCCUCGACCUCCGCCAAAGCCCAGGGAAGGGGAGCUGGGUCUUAAUGGACUGAAGAAAACUCUCUUGAGAAAGAAAUAAUAAAUUGAAUGUUAUACUUUA